AUGCAAUCGACCAGCCCAGAAGAAUCGGUCUUUGGACCACCUCCCCAGACCUUGGACAUGCAAUAUUCACUAUUCAAGGAAAUGAACAUGUCUGCGCAAUCUAGAAUUGGUGCCUCGGACUGGGGCCAUUCUUAUCCGGCGAUCUUCCAACUCGACCUGGAAAUUCCCGCCUUUUUCAUUCCUUAUCGCUGGUGGGAAGACGAAGCCACAACGGUGUUCUGGGCAUUCGACAUCCAAGAAAUCAAGCGUGUGAUCCAGUUCGGACUCUUUUGCGACCCAAACUUCCCAAGGUCUUCGCUUUGCACUCGGAAUGUCGACACCAUAGAAACCUUUUUGAGCGCACUGUCCGAGCCCUACGAGUCCCAGCUCCUUGGGAGUCUUUCUCAUAUACAGAGGGUGGAGGAGAUCCUGCGCCGGUCGAGUAUAUCUCCUUUCCAGGAGAUGCCUUGGAGUUGGCUCCCACCACAGUCAAGCCCUACUCUAGAUGCGCGGGCAAUCGCUGCAGCGAUUGAGGCCGAGAGCCAUUUUCAAUUCAGGCAGAUCCCAUUUGAAGAGUUUGUACGUGCUGCUCUCGGGUAUAACGCUGUCUUCGUCGAAUGGUUCCUGCAGCAGCAUGCGGCUCUUUAUAUUAUGCUCCAGGAUCAUCUGGGCGUCUAUCCGGAGGACAUUCCUCUGUAUACCGAAGUGGAAAAGUAUCUUCGGUCGGGCAGUCCAUUCGCACACCGAGCGUUGGUCAAGUGCCUCCUAGCUGUGCGACCUGGCGCAAAUCAUGACUUGCCUCAGCCCAACACCGCUGGGUUCGAAUUCAUCGCAGGCCCUAUCCAGGCCUUAUUCAAGGACCAGCCAGGAAGGCUUACUGCCAUGCUCAAAAUGUUGACUGUUUUAACAAUCCGAUAUCGCCGACAGUAUAUCCAUACUCCUAUCAUGGAUUGGCAGACCCCAUUUGACACCUCUCUUCCUUUCCUAGACGAUUGUCUCCAGUCGACAUCUCCGAAAGACUUGGCCGACAGCAUGAGAGGCCUGGACGAGCACCAAUUUGCCGAGUUAACCCAGCAAAGCCUAAUAACAGAGGAUUUCAUCGUGGAACAACUGAAAGUCCAGUGGCGCGAACUAAGCGUUUCAGUCUGGGAAUGCUGCGCCGCACUCCCAGACUUGAUUCCAUAUCUACAGGAAUGCACACAGUUCCUCUUAGCAACCCGUGAUUACCACUCUUUCACGGCUAUCAUAAAAGGCCUGCACAUCUAUACCAUCUUGACAUCGCGCCCCGGCAACAUCCAAGGAAACCCGAUUACGCUCGAGGCUCUGAUUCCACGGGAAAUCGUCUCUCUCAUGAGCCCGGCUGACAACUUCGCCGUCUAUCGCCAGCACUACCAGAACUUCCCCGGCAUUCCCUGGCUGGUCCCCCACCUCCGCGACCACAAAGAAAACGGCGAAGCAGUCCUUCAGCCGGUUUUUCACUACCUGCAAAGCACCUAA
Messenger RNA from Penicillium roqueforti, 1476 nucleotides. RefSeq lists its product as uncharacterized. NCBI's taxonomy places the organism in Eukaryota, Fungi, Ascomycota, Eurotiomycetes, Eurotiales, Aspergillaceae. The record is from RefSeq and is a predicted model, not a curated record. Bases 1 to 1476 code for a protein of 491 amino acids. The transcript is spliced from 3 exons.